AUGUCAGUCUUCUGCGUGAAACUGCUUGGAAUGUACCAUCAAAAACAAUCUCAAAUGCGACGUGUUCAUUCACUGCAACCAGAGCUAAGUGGUUGUCGUACCGAAAGUCGGGGUUCGAAGCUCGGUUCUGGUGAAGUGGUAGCCGUUUCUCAGGCUCCCUCUCCGGAGUCGAACCCUUAUUCUCCGUUACCCGUUACAACCAUGGUAGGCACAUAA
Dracunculus medinensis (Guinea worm) is the source of this 216-nucleotide messenger RNA. The record is from the annotation of a GenBank genome assembly. Lineage: Eukaryota; Metazoa; Nematoda; Chromadorea; Rhabditida; Dracunculidae.